GCCAAACGUGCGCUUAACCGUGUAUGAACCAUGCCCUGAUCCGAUCUGUCGUUCUCCUCCGUUUCCCUCGUCACGCAAACGGAUCGUCAUGCUCCUCGCGAUCAUUAAUUCAUUUGAAGGAAAUUAGGGUUCCUAGCUUCAGAGUCAAAUCGAAUUCCAGAACGGUCAGAUUCACAUCAACGCUCGGUAGCUCAUGGCGUCCUCCAGUAAGCAAUCUGCCGUCGAAGCCGAUGACCAAGAACAGGAGUUUGAACGGUUUGAUGAUUUCACUGUCGCCUCUUCAUGGGAAAGGUUCAUAUCAGAAAUAGAAGCUGUUUGUCGACAAUGGUUGGCUGAUGGUCCAAAAAAUCUGCUGGAAAAGGGUGCUGCUUGUUUGGGCUUUUCAAAGAGCUUAUAUACAGUCAAGUUUGAUUUGAAGUAUGCUACAAAAAGCUAUUGCAUGGAGUACUACUUUGAAACCAAAAAUGAUGGUAAAGAAGCAGACUGGAGUGGCACUUUGCAUGAUGUUCAGUUGUCAUUUGGGGUGAAGGAAUUUCUGGUGAUUGCACCUCAGAGUGCCAGCGGUGUGGUUCUUGAUGCACCAGAGGCUAGCAAGCUCUUAAGUGCAGUUGCUAUUGCAUUGUCAAAUUGUUCAAGUUUGUGGCCAGCAUUUGUACCAGUGCACGAUCCUUCUAGGGAAGCAUACAUUGGGAUCCAGAACAUGGGAACAACUUUUACUAGAAGAUUUGAGGCUGAUCGUAUUGGUAGACAGGUUCCUUUGAAACUCAUGCACUUGGAGGGGUUACACGAAUUAUUUAUUUCAAAAUUUGUCUUCUCCACAUUGGAUCUUUCAGCACAUCCUUUCAAAGUGUACUUUAGGAUGAAGCUAACCUACAAAACUAUUCCCUAUGAUGAUGACAAUGAUGAAGUGCAGCAGGCUACUGAAAUUAGUGAAUCUGGUGCAAAUUCAGGAGGUGACAUCCGCAACAAAACACAAUGGGACGAUGAUUGUCCUUGGAGUGAAUGGUAUUCUGGGGAGGACCCUAUAAAAGGAUUUCACUUGAUUGCCACAUGGUCAGAGAUGACCAUUGAAAAUUCUCUGGAAAUGGCUGAAUUAGAAAAUGCUUCACCCUUUGAAGCAGAGAAGUGGUUCAUACUUCCAGACUUGUCUCCAAAUUUCACUGAUGGAUCCAGUGGAAACACAACUGGAUUUGCUUCACAAUUGCAUCUUUUGGUGAAUGCAUUGGAUAUGUCCUUUCAGGCUCAAUUCAUCGAAGAUUUUGUCUCAGCAGUUGAAACUCCUGGAUCUGACAAUUUGAAGUCUUCCGCUAUCAUACCUCCACCAACUGUUCUUGACCGUGUGCUUAGAGAUCUCUUUCAUGAGGAAGUGCAGCCUUCUGAUUUGACAGAGGGUGACCAUAAGAAUUCACGAGCUAUUAAGGGUGCACCACUUGAGUCACUUUUUGCACAGUUCUGUUUACAUUCGCUUUGGUUUGGCAACUGCAACAUACGUGCUAUAUCAGUGCUCUGGGUGGAGUUUGUGAGAGAAGUUCGUUGGUGUUGGGAAGAAUCACAACCUUUGCCCCGGAUGCCAAACAAUGGUGCAAUUGACCUUUCAACUUGUUUGGUCAAUCAGAAACUACACAUGCUUGCAAUAUGCAUUGAGAAGAAACAACGAAUAAGUAAAAAGUAUCAAGAUGGUGUUAUAGACAAGGAUCUUACUUCUGCUCCAGUUGAGGUGGCUGGCCAGAUGAAUGGGGAUUUCUCUCACAAACAGGAAUCUGGUGGAGGUUUUGUUGGGGAACAAGACAGCUCCUUGACGUCAGAUGGUUUGCAUCACCCUGAAAUAUCUAGUUUUAAUUCUGAGGCUCAGAAUGUUGACAGAUCUGCUAAUCGUGUAAAGAGGGGGUCAGCUGGUGCUGUGGAUAUGCUGCUUCUAAAAUCAAAACAGAACAUGCAUGUUCCAUUUACCCAGGAUGCACCAGUUAUGACAGAAGACAUGCAUGAAGAGCGACUCCAUGCCGUUGAAGACUUAGGUGAUUCAUUUAACUUCUCUGCUCAGUUGGAGAGAGAUAUAUUAUCUUCAGACAUGUCAGCCUUCAAAGCAGCAAAUCCAGAUGCUGUAUUUGAAGACUUCAUCAGAUGGCAUUCACCUAGAGAUUGGGAGAAAGACGACCUUGGAGAGAUUAGAGAGGUUCCCAAAAAAGACGCAAUGGAAGGGUUAAAAAAUGAUUGGCCUCCUCGAGGACAACUUUCAGAGAGAAUGUCUGAACAUGGGAAUUCAUGGCGAAAAAUUUGGAAUGAUGCACCUGCUUUGCCAGUCUCUGAGCAAAAGCCACUUUUGGACCCCAACCGAGAGGGAGAAAAGGUUCUUCAUUAUUUGGAAACAUUGCGACCACAUCAACUGCUGGAACAGAUGGUUUGCACGGCCUUCAGAGCUUCAGCUGACACUCUAAACCAAACUGCUUUUGGUGGCUUAAAGCAGAUGGCCACCAAAAUGAGUCAACUCUAUCUUACCAUGGCUUCUACACUGAGGCCUCUGCAAGCAAAUCAUAUCUCUGUCAACGGUGAGAUCACUGAAGAUCUGAGACGGCUUUGUGUUGUUUUUGAACACGUUGAAAAGUUACUGGCUGCUGCAGUUUCUCUUCAUCGCAAGUUUUUGCAAGCACCACGCCUGUCAGAAGCAGUUUUCAGCGACUACUACAGCUUUUACCAGCCAAAAAUGGGGACAGGAACUACUGAAGGGAACACGGAAUUCGACAAGCAGCAGCAAGUAAGGAUGGAUGAGAGAGAGGUGGUUGCAUCCAUGUUUACACAACCAACUGCUAACCAGUCGUGGAGGAAAGUGCUAAGCAUGGGCAAUCUUUUGAAUGGGCACGAACCAGUCCUCCGGGAGAUCAUAUUUUUGCUGCGCGACAGAGUGAGAGGCAGUUAUCAUGCAGCCGCCCCGGCUCGUAGAGGUUACCGAGAAGAAAUAGAAACAUAUCGAAUGUAUAUUUGUGGAACCUCGAAUGAUCUCCGAGUAGCACUUUCUGUUGCCUCUUGUGAUUAAUGUUGGAUUCCGAUUCACGAACAUGUCUUUUAUGGAUUUUCUUUCUCCAUUUUCUUGUGAAAUAUGUCUAACGUAUUCUUCACGCUUGGGUUGGUGAAUUUACCAUCCCCAAGAAAUGAAUUAAUGCCGCCACUGCGUUUCCUACAA
Diospyros lotus (date-plum) is the source of this 3178-nucleotide messenger RNA. RefSeq lists its product as uncharacterized. The transcript has 23 exons. Gene Ontology annotation, biological process: positive regulation of GTPase activity. Bases 194 to 3031 code for a protein of 945 amino acids. NCBI's taxonomy places the organism in Eukaryota, Viridiplantae, Streptophyta, Magnoliopsida, Ericales, Ebenaceae. The record is from RefSeq and is a predicted model, not a curated record. Gene Ontology annotation, molecular function: GTPase activator activity.